AUGUCUCCCUUUCACAGAACAGCGCCCUCUCCGGAGUCUCUCAUGAGCCGAAGCGAUUCGAAGAACCCUGCGUCGACAUGCCAAGGACUCACAUCCGCUGGCCGACCGUGUCGCCGAGCGCUGGCCUUGUCGAUGAACAACAGGCGUUCGAAUGCAGGAGUUGUUGCGGUGGGAGAAGAAGCGGCGGAGUUUUACUGCUGGCAACACAAAGAUCAAGCUACGAAUAACGCUGUGCAUGCAGUGAAGCCUGGGCAAGGAAGACCGGGAAGACACGAUACGGAGAUAUUUGAGCUCAAGGGGAAGAGCAGCAUUGACACGUUGGUUCAGCGGCUCGGGAUCACGGCGUUGACGGACGAGGAGGACAGUGGUGGGAAGAAGAGGCCAAAGAGCAAGAAAACUGGUGGCCUCGGAAAAGUGGAUGGUCGCACGCAGACAAUGGACUAUGCUGUGCAGCAGCAGCCAGCACCAUACGGCGAGAAAUAUGGACUGGGUCAAGCCUCCAAAACGAGACCGCAAAAAAAGAAACAAGGCUUCUGGGCUUCUCUCUGUUGUGGAGCCGCGGACAGCGACCAAAUUGAGAUCCAGAAACACUCUUCCAACCCGCAGACAGACCGACUACUCUCUCUUCUCCCGCCACAUCUCAGCCCGCAAACUACUGCCGCCCUACUCGCGGAGCUGCUGAAGCCUAUCAGUGCCGCAGACGAGGAAGGCUACAUCUACAUCUUCUGGCUGACUCCCAAGGACGCCGCCGCACCCGACACUUCAACUGCCAAAUCCUUGCUCGCUCCACCCAAAGACCAACGGCGCCGUGUGAGCGCUGUCAUGUCAGAAUAUGGUGGAGAGUCUGCUCGAGGUGGCGCCGGUCAGCGCAAUCAAGACAAAACGAUUAUGCUCAAGAUUGGUCGCGCCAACAACGUCAGCCGCCGGAUGAAGGAGUGGCAAAAGCAAUGUGGCUACGCCCUGAAUCUGGUUCGAUGGUAUCCCUACAUGCCAUCGUCGAAUUCUUCCUCUCCGUCUCCAUCUCCAAGAACCAGUGCUACUCCUGGCGAGUCGUCUCCUGCUCCCGAGGACAUCGGAAGGGACGUCAAGAAAGUCAAGUUCGUGAAGCGCGUGGAGCGCUUAGUGCACCUGGAACUCAACGAACAACGGGUCAUGAAGGAGUGCGAAGCCUGUGGGAGGACGCACCAAGAAUGGUUCCGGGUCGAUGCUAGCCAGGAGGGUGUCAGGAGAGUCGACGAGUGCGUACGGAGAUGGGUCAAGUGGGCGGAGAGUCAGGCGAAUUAG
Messenger RNA from Zymoseptoria tritici IPO323, 1284 nucleotides. RefSeq lists its product as uncharacterized. The transcript is spliced from 2 exons. The coding region runs from base 1 to 1284 and encodes 427 amino acids. Lineage: Eukaryota; Fungi; Ascomycota; Dothideomycetes; Mycosphaerellales; Mycosphaerellaceae. The record is from RefSeq and is a predicted model, not a curated record.